AUGGACGCUUCCAGUGAGCAACCAAAUGAUGCGCCCAUUGCAGAAGAUGAUGUUUCUGGUGAUUGUGGUCUUAGUGGGUCUAUUUGGCAUAGUCCACUACACUCGAUGGCCUGGGGCUCACACCAUUGUAGAUGUGCGGCUGAAACCAAGAAACAAAAUGGAGAAGCUGCUGCAGGAGAGGCUCCAACACUGGGAACACAAAUUCAAUGCCAUCCCUUACCGACCUAAGGAGAGCAUGGCUGGAGUGCUGGUGCACAACAGCUGUGUGUGUGAAGGUGAGCCAAAGCAUAUAAACCUGCCCUUCAUGAAUCUACUGUUCCCGAGAGUGUCUGCCCAGUCUCUACAUACGGCCUUCAAUGCUGCAGAGCUGCCAGAGAUUAAGCAUCGCAGAGCGCAGGAGUAUCGCAACUUCCAGAUCAGGUCCAAGACUCCAGCAGAUUUACUCAUCAUUGCAGAAGCCAACAGCCCCUUGCAGUACCCCGUACAGGGUGUGGAGGUGCGACCCCUCCAGACAAUUCUAAUCCCAGGGCUAGGACUACAAGAAGCACCAAGAAAACUUCACCUAGUGAACUUGACUGCCACAAUGGGGACAUUUGAUGUGUCAGCAGAAGUAGAGGGGGUAAAGGUUACAAGUGAAGGGAGCAUGCACAUCACCUUGUCCAGCAGCCUCCUGCCCAACCUGAACCGACAGCUGCAGUUUGUCGCCUACACAAACACUCUGUUCCACCCCAAUACAGCAGACACCGUUAGCUUUGAAACAGAUGGGCAUCAGUCCAUUUUCAUGAUCAGGAUCCGACAUGGGGUCACACCAAGACUGUAUAACCCAGGUUCCAAAGGAGACUACAACAUCAGUGCCUUAGUCACUAUAGCGACCAAGACAUUCAUGCGCUAUGACAAACUCCAGGGUUUGAUUGAUAGCAUACGUCGCUACUACCCCACAGUCACCAUAAUAAUUGCAGACGACAGUGAGCACCCGAAGCCUGUGACCGGCCCCUACAUAGAGCAUUACAUCAUGCCUUUCGGAAAGGGCUGGUUUGCAGGACGGAAUCUCGCUGUUUCUCAGGUGUCCACCAAGUAUGUGCUGUGGGUGGAUGAUGAUUUCAUCUUCACAGCAAAAACCAAAGUGGAGAAGAUGGUGGAUGUGCUAGAGAGGACCACUCUGGACCUGGUGGGCGGAGCAGUGCAGGAGGUCACAGGUUAUACUGCCACCUAUCGGCAGACUAUGAUGAGGAAGGAUGGUGGUGAGGAGGGCGACUGCCUGCACAUUCGGAGGGGUUUCCACCACGCCCUCCAGGGCUUCCCAAACUGUGUUGUCUGCGAUGGGGUCAUCAACUUCUUCCUGGGCCGGACAGAGAAGGUUCGGCAGGUUGGCUUCGACCCUCGUCUGGCCCGGGUGGCGCACCUGGAGUUUUUUAUUGAUGGACUUGGCUCUCUUCAUGUCGGUUCCUGCGAUGAUGUCAUAGUGAGCCACGCCUCCAAGAUUAAGCUCCCCUGGGGCCAAUCAGAUAGUGAUCAGGCUUAUGCCAAGUUCCGCUACCCCUCUACCUCCUCUGACUCCACCCGCUCUAACAAUGGUCUCUUCUACUUCAAGAAUCGAUUCCAGUGCUUAACUUCAAAUUGAAUACUCCUAUACUACCCCU
This is a messenger RNA of Megalops cyprinoides (Indo-Pacific tarpon), 1640 nucleotides long. RefSeq names its product beta-1,4-N-acetyl-galactosaminyl transferase 1a (gene b4galnt1a). The transcript is spliced from 11 exons. NCBI's taxonomy places the organism in Eukaryota, Metazoa, Chordata, Actinopteri, Elopiformes, Megalopidae. Gene Ontology annotation, molecular function: hexosyltransferase activity. The coding region runs from base 26 to 1621 and encodes 531 amino acids. The record is from RefSeq and is a predicted model, not a curated record. Gene Ontology annotation, biological process: ganglioside biosynthetic process. Gene Ontology annotation, cellular component: Golgi membrane.